AUGUCGUUUUUGGACGUAUUUUCAACGUUAAAAAACGACCUCAUCACGUCAUUAUUUUUGCACCAACCUCAUAUCUAUCUAUCUAUCUAUCUAUCUAUCUAUCUAUCUAUCUAUCUAUCAAAAUAUAUUCAAUAUCUAUCUAUCUAUCUAUCUAUCUAUCUAUCUAUCUAUCAUAAUAUAUUCAAUAUCUAUCUAUCUAUCUAUCUAUCUAUCUAUCUAUCUAUCUAUCUAUCUAUCUAUCUAUCUAUCUAUCUAUCUAUCUGUCAGUCUACAAACACCUACUUAACAAUUAAUGAAGUAGCCUUCGAUUCGCGACUUUUAAGUUGCGUCCAAGUACCCCCUCCCCAAAAAAGAAAACGAAAUGUCAUUCAAAUGUUGAUCACCGUAUCAAAGCUGGCUAUUCAUUUUCGAACGCUCUCAGCAACACGAUCUUUGCUUGAAAAACAAACUGCAAUACCUACUCUGAUUGCAUCUAUAUAUGACCUGCUUUCUUGUUCAGCCUGUUGCAUCGUUCAUACAUUUAUGCACUUAUUUCCUUUCUCACAAACCCGCGUUUUUUUUAUACCUUCAUUUCCUAUCACUCAUUGUUUUUUUUUCCAAUACACACUCUCUCUACAUUCUCUUUCUGUCUUUCUUUCCACCACUCACUAUUUUACUCACUCUAUCUCUUCUACUAUUCUCUCUUGCUCAUUUUCUCAUUCUUUCUUUUCACCGAUUUCUUACUCUAUUUCUCUCUACCCCUCUUUAUCUCCCUGUAUCUUUUAUCACUUUUACUCUUUCUGUCUUACUUUCCCUUACUCUCUCUUUUCACUUUUUCACUGUCUUUCUUUCCAAGAUUCCUUUUACCUUACUCUCUCUCUUUCUUUCAAUCAUUCACUCUUUCUCACUCUUUCUCUCUUUCUUUCUUUCUUUUCAGUACUGUUUUUUCUAAUUCUUUCACUGUAUUUUCCCAUUUUUUCUCUCUCACUUUUCUUUUCUUUCUCUUCACCUAUAUAUAUAUCUGUGCCUUUCUUUGUACAUCUCUUCUGUCUGUUUCUUUCUUUCUUUCUUUCUUUCUUUCUUUCUUUCUUUCUUUCUUUCUUUCUUUCUUUUUUCUUUCUUUCUUUAUUUUUUCUUUCUUUCUUUCACUCUUGUUCGGUCUUUCUUUCCACCACUCACUUUUUCACUAUGUCUGCCUGUCCUUUCACCACUCUCUUUAUCGCUCAUGCACUCACACUUCUCUCCAUUUCCCUUUCUCGCAUACCUAUCUAG
This is a messenger RNA of Acanthosepion pharaonis, 1251 nucleotides long. The record is from the annotation of a GenBank genome assembly. NCBI's taxonomy places the organism in Eukaryota, Metazoa, Mollusca, Cephalopoda, Sepiida, Sepiidae.